ACGUCUGUAUAGGCUUACGUCAGUAUUUGUUAGCUAUUAGCUAGUCGAAAUAAAACACGUCAGUUUUACGAUCUAUUAUGAAUUAAAAUCAUAUUUAAAUAAUUAUUUAGCACUAUUAAAAGCUCAGUAUAGCACUAUUGCAUUUAAUUAUCACAGAUUGUCCAUUGUAAUCAAGGAUACUUAAGUAUAAAAUUACAAUGAAGAGGAUGGUUUUAAGUGUAUAUAUUAGUGUUAUAUUCUUCUUCACUUCGGUACUUUGUACUGUACAGCCUCCAAACAUAAACCCUGGAAUAUUAAGCCAGUCUAAAUCACUCGGCGAGUGUCAAUCGUGUAAGUUAUUUAUAGAAUCAUUCAAAUCGGGAUUAGAUAGAACAACCCGAGGAAAAUACGAAGGAGGAGAUGCCGCUUGGGAGGAAGAAAAAUUAAAAAAAUCAUACAAACGAAGUGAGAUGCGAUUAGUAGAUAUUCAAGAGGGACUAUGUAAAGAGUCAAAACACUCAAUUCAAUGCCACCAUAUAGCUGAAAAAGCUGAGGAAUUUAUUGAAGAGUGGUGGGCGCAAGAUCCUGAUGAAUCUGUUGAUUUAUUUAAAUAUAUAUGUAUAGACAAGUUACAAGUAUGCUGCCCCAAACACCAUUUUGGAAAAGAUUGCACACCUUGUCCAGGUGACCAUGAUAAUUUAUGCAGUGGCAAUGGAAAAUGUAGGGGUGAUGGCACUCGGAAAGGUAAUGGAACAUGCCUAUGUGAUCCUGGCUAUAUGGGAGAGAACUGCAACCAAUGUUCUUCAGGUUAUUAUUUGUCUUACAAGGAUAACAACAAAAUGUUGUGUUCUGUUUGCCAUCGCUCCUGUAUGGGUGGAUGUAGAGGAGGCACAGCCAAAGACUGUGUUGCUUGUAAAUCUGGAUAUGUUUUUGAUUCAGAUAAAGUUUGCAUUGAUAUAAAUGAGUGUGAAGACUUAAAGAGAUGUAAUGCAGGCCAAUUCUGUGAAAAUAGAUUAGGCUCCUAUGCAUGUAUAGCCUGUGAUAAGUCUUGUAAUGGUUGUCAUGGAGGUGGGCCAGAUUUAUGCAGAAAAUGUGCAAAAGGAUACUCAAAAAAAGGAGAGUUGUGUAUUGCUGACAGAGAAGACGAGGAUCAGUCAGAUACAUUAACUACAACUAGGUACAUCACAUACAUAGGAUUGUUAAUAGCAACAGUAAUAUUACUUCCCAAGUCACCAUCAGUUGGCGGCAUUGUCGGCAUCGCGGUAAUCUCAUAUAUCGUCGGUGCUGAAUACUAUUGUAUGAUUAAUGGUCACGCGGGCCUCGUGAAUAUGAAAGACUUUGAUUUGAUGCAAGUAUUUCGCACUUAGAUUUAGUGAUUUAUGAUGCAAAGUAUAUCUUCCUUUUUCUUCACUCAUGACUAUAGCAUAAAUGAAUGUAUGUUUUUUGUACCUUCAUAGUUGGUAACGCAUAGCUUGGUUCGAUUCUCGGCGAUAUAAUAAUUGUAUCUUAUAGUUAUGGCGCUCGGCAACCUAGUUGCCUAUAAAGAUGUACCAAUUAACUCUACAUUUAUCAACCCCAUGCUCUAAAGGAAUUUAUGCAAUUAAUUUUUUUUCAUAAAUUAUAUUGUUCGUGAAUUGGAAUUAUUUGUUGUGAGUACAAUUUAACACUUAACACUACUAUG
Molecule: messenger RNA, 1660 nt
Organism: Pieris napi
Lineage: Eukaryota; Metazoa; Arthropoda; Insecta; Lepidoptera; Pieridae
Product: cysteine-rich with EGF-like domain protein 2
Exons: 3
Coding region: 198-1346 (382 amino acids)
Molecular function (GO): calcium ion binding
Source: RefSeq, a predicted model, not a curated record